UAUUUAUGUAACUUUUGCUCUCUCUAGGACAUUAUGUCAUUUAACCAAGACAAAACGUGCUGUCCCGUGCCGUUCCCCAUCAUAGCAGAUGGCAAGAGGGAGUUAUCGGUCUUACUGGGGAUGCUGGACCCUGAUGAGAGGGAUAAAGACGGGAUGCCCCUCACAGCCCGCUGUGUGUACGUCGUUGGCCCUGACAAGAGGCUGAAGCUGUCCAUUCUCUAUCCAGCCACUACAGGGCGCAAUUUUGAUGAGAUUCUCCGUGUCAUAGACUCUCUGCAGUUGACGGCAACAAAGAAGGUGGCCACACCUGUAGACUGGCAGCCUGGACAAGAAGUCAUGGUCAUCCCUUCUCUGUCAGAUGAAGAGGCCAACAAACUUUUCCCAGCAGGUUUUACCCUCAAAGAGGUGCCUUCUGGGAAAAAA
Messenger RNA from Sinocyclocheilus anshuiensis, 423 nucleotides. Its product is annotated as peroxiredoxin-6-like. The annotation marks the transcript as partial. The transcript is spliced from 3 exons. Gene Ontology annotation, cellular component: cytosol; mitochondrion. NCBI's taxonomy places the organism in Eukaryota, Metazoa, Chordata, Actinopteri, Cypriniformes, Cyprinidae. Gene Ontology annotation, biological process: cell redox homeostasis. Gene Ontology annotation, molecular function: peroxiredoxin activity. The record is from RefSeq and is a predicted model, not a curated record.